AUGACGUCCACCUCUCAAACAAACCCGCAACAUCCUUCCUCCGCAUCACCGGCCGAAUUCCCCGGUAGUCAGCCAGCUUCAUCCAGCGCAGACCAAAACACACACAUUGCGACGAGCGGGUAUGCGCCGAGCGAGAAUCAACUCGCUGGACUGGUGGAGGCUGCUACGGCAGCGGCGGGCCAGGAUGUAUCCGAGUGGGCAGCAGCAGCAGCAGUUGCCGCAGCAGCUGGCGCCGCGGGAAAUCAACAUCAUCUAGACGGUUACGCUCCUGAAAUUCAAUUGGAUGACGAUGGCUUUGGCGAGGGGGGCUAUGCGGGGAUGACUAGUGCACGACAAUAUCGUGGCCCUGGGUCUGCAUCCGGCAAUGAACACAGCCAAUCAUCGGGGUUGGCUCGAUCGGGGACGAAGAAGAGGAAGAGAAACGAGGAUGCUCUUGACCCGGCGUUGGCUGCGGCAAGCGCUGGUCUCGGUCAGCACCAGGGUCAACCGCAACACCAACAACAGGGUCCACACAAUGCCAACCACCAUGCAAGUCCUUUCGGAGGCGAGGGGCUAGAGAUUCGCAGUACUCCGCCGCAAUCGCUUGCAGAUGCUCGCGCCGUUGGACUGCACUCCGCCGCAGCACUAUUCCGCCAGACUUCGACUAACAAGAAGUAUACACGGCCUCCGAUGUCCAAAAUGUUUACUUCCCUCGAGCUAUCGCCGGAGAAUUUCCUGCAUUUGCAGGCUGCGGCUAAAACAUACAUGCUGGAUGAUAGGCAUCCGGAGCGUCGUGACUGUGUAGGCCAGCGUGGGAAGGGGGAUACAGAGAUGGUCAAAUUACGGUUAUGGAACUGUGUCCGCCAUUUCCUUGAGGUUGAGGGCAAUGGUCCGCGAUUCUUCGGUGAACAUGUGGUUAAUGAGGGCAUGCCUCCUCGUACAUAUGUAUGGCCAAGAGACCAGCAAAAGAUCAUUUCGCUGGUUAUUCCGUUGCUGCGCCGCAUGGUCACGAAUGAACGCCAACGACAGUACGCCGUCGAAACCAGGAAAGGUGGCGUGGAAGCACGGAGGAGACGGAAGACAGAAGAUAGCAUGCAAGACUUCCGCAGUGUGAGUCCGCCUAAGUUCCCAUCCGAGGAUCACCUGCAGAUGGAGGCGCAUCAUCAUCUUCCGGACGGGUAUAGUUCAGCUCAGCAGCCUCUGCCGGCGCCGCCGCCGCCACCACCUCACGAAGAACCGUCUGUGCAGGUCACAGAUUUGGGCCUUACCGACGCUAUCUUGGAUGGCUAUACCGCUGACUGGGAUGUUAUCUCGAAAUCUUAUGAUGCCUACAACCACAACUACGAGCUUGACAACCUUUGGUCUCUUUCCGGCCUUCAACUAGGCGACUGGCGCGGUCUCGUGGCCGCAGUGGAUAGCCAUUAUCAGGUUCUCCACGAAGGCGACUACAAUUGUUCCGGCUGCUGUGAAGACCAUAAUGUAGGGCGUAUCCUCAAUUCAAAUAGCUCUGCAGACCUACGAUGGCGCAUUGGUGGAGGGCCGGCCAGAAACGAGUUUGCAAGCAGCAUUACCCGUGAUGUCUCGCGGGUUAUCCGAGAUAGCCUAGCUGCUAGACAAGGCGUGCACGACCACACACCAUUGGCCCAAACCCAAGCAAUGCCGCCACCGCUGGCCUUCUCUCAAACCUCCGAAAUUCCCAACGCAAACCCGCCUCCUUCCCAAUGCCCCCUCCACUUACGUAUCAACAUCCUGCAGAACGGGAAGCGCAUUCUUCCUUCUCACGAUCUCCUCGCCGCCCAAUGUCCGGACCUCGCAAGCGUACGACAACUCCUUGCCCGCAAAUUCGCCGGCGAACUCCCUCGUUUCCCUUCUGAACUAGACUCGGACCCAAACGCCUGGAACGCGUCUAUGGGUUGGAGGUUCAGAGUUUGGCUUCCGAACGGCCUUAACCUCGUUGAAAAUGAUAGCGAUUGGACACUUGCCCUAAUUUCCGCCGAGAAAGUGGAUUGGCUUGACGGCGAGCUUAAGGUGCUUGUUGAGAUUGAGGAUGAGAACCAGUAG
Aspergillus mulundensis is the source of this 2040-nucleotide messenger RNA. RefSeq lists its product as uncharacterized. Lineage: Eukaryota; Fungi; Ascomycota; Eurotiomycetes; Eurotiales; Aspergillaceae. Bases 1 to 2040 code for a protein of 679 amino acids. The transcript is spliced from 2 exons. The record is from RefSeq and is a predicted model, not a curated record.